Dermatophagoides farinae (American house dust mite) is the source of this 1588-nucleotide messenger RNA. Its product is annotated as gastric triacylglycerol lipase. Gene Ontology annotation, biological process: lipid metabolic process. Gene Ontology annotation, molecular function: hydrolase activity, acting on ester bonds. The record is from RefSeq and is a predicted model, not a curated record. NCBI's taxonomy places the organism in Eukaryota, Metazoa, Arthropoda, Arachnida, Sarcoptiformes, Pyroglyphidae.
ACCUUGAUUUGUAAUCCUCUUCCGCGGUAGUAAUCAUCAUACAUUGGUGAUGAUUUUGUUCCAAUUUUCAUUUUUUUUCUACUACUUUUGAUGUUGGCCAAAUAUAAAUUUCCAAUGCGAUUAACAACAUCGAAUGGAACCUUAAAAAAUGUAUCUGAAAUUUUGUAAAAUUGAUUUUGUGGUAGUGAUUCUAUCAGCGAUUGGCAAUAUUUUUGUCAUCGUUCAAUCCGGUCACAAUCCACAAUUGGCGAAUCGAACGUUUGGAUCAUCACAUCAAAUCAUUCAAGUUUAUGUUCCAGAUCUUGAUCGUAAUACUGAAGAAGUGAUUGUAUCACGUGGAUUUCUAGCUGAAACAUACAAUAUAACAACCGAUGAUGGUUACAUCUUGAAAGUUAGUCGAAUUGUUGAUCCAAGCGAUAUUAUGCAUGCUAAAAAAUUACAACGAAAACCAAUGAUUCUUGGCCAUGGUCUUUUUAUGUCUGCCGAUUCAUUUUUAAUUAAUUCACCAAUUUUGAAUACCACCGAUUUACCAUAUGGUAAUAAUUUAGGUUUUUCACUCAUGUUAACCGGUCGCUAUGAUGUUUGGCUAGUGAAUUAUCGUGGUUGUGAAUAUAGUCAACAACAUGUUAAUAUUUCCGUAACGGAUUAUAGAUUUUGGCAAUUUACAUUGGAUCAUAUGGCUCAAUAUGAUUUACCUGCUGUUAUAAGAUUUGUAAAAAAUAAAACCAGUUAUAAUGGCACAAUUGGAUAUAUUGGUUAUUCACAAGGUUCAACUAUUGGAUUUGCUUUACUGGCUAGUCAACCACAUUAUGCAAACAUAAUCGAACCAUUCGUUGCAUUAGCACCUGUUGUUUAUUUGGAAAAUUCACGUUCAUUUUAUCGUUAUCUUGCCAGAUUUGUUCCCCUGUUACGACGUCGAAGUCAUAAAUUUUUUCUUUCUACCGCUUUUCUCAAUAAUCUAAUUAUCGGCAGUACUUGUCAUUGGAUAACACCAUUGUGUUCAUUUGGAUUAGCCAUCCGGUUUGGUUUCGCUGAUCAACGUAAUCUAAAUAAAAGUCGUGCUGAAUUAUAUGCACGUUGGUAUGGAACUUCCGAUUGGAAUAUUGUACAAUGGGGUCAAAUAUAUCUGAAUAAUCGUUUUGCACGAUUCGAUUAUGGUUCACCAGAAUUGAAUCGUCAAUAUUAUGGUAUGAAAAUGAAUCCUGAUUAUGAUAUAAAACAAAUAUCACCGAAUGUGAAAAUAAUCAUCAUACAAUCACGUAAUGAUGAUUUAUCAACCAUACCGGAUAUUGAACGUUUAAGACAACAAUUACAAGAUGUUGGCAUCAAAUCAAUUGAUUAUAAAAUUAUUGAUGAUCCACGUUUUACACAUUUAGAUUUUAUGUAUGGAAUGAAUGCUGGAAAAGAAUAUAUCAAUGCACUUAUUGACAUGCUAGCUCGUUAUACUUGACUGAUAUAUUUGUUUUCUUCUGUUCUUUUGAUUCAUCAUUAUCGAUCUCAAAUGAUUUUUUUUCUAAUAUUUCAAUCUAACAAAAUAAAGCUAUCUAGAAUUUUUUUUCCAAGAAAAACCACACCAAAUGAUUAUACU